AUGGGCUGCAGAUUUCGCUUGGCUAUCUUUCUAAUUUUUGUCUACCAAUGUAUAACCACCAAUGUUGUGAUAACGCUUGCCACAACACCAUGCUCUGAAGAUACUGCAAUGAUAUGCCCAAAUAAAUUAGCUGAUACCAUCUGUGAGCGAUUUUUUGAGAAGCCAACUAAACUCAGGUCUAUUCCAGAUUCACGUCUGAACUGUGCAAAAAUAGCUGAAGUUGGUGGUUGUGUUACUGAAGUGCCGUGGAUUGGAGCUAUGUUACAACAGGAAUGUCCACAUUCGUGCGGUUUAUGUGAAGUUUCGUUCUGUGCUGAUAAGAGUGAAAUGUGUCCUUUGUUGUCAGAAAUAUGUAACCACAAAAGUUGGUUCCAAUUUAUGGGGGAAAUGUGUCCACGAACUUGCAGAACUUGUAACAAAAACUUCAAAACCGCUCUACCAAAAAAAAAAAUUAAUAGCUCACAGUUUAAAUUUUCAGAGACAUAUUACUGCUGCUCAGCAACUACCUGUCAGCAGAUAGCAUAA
Messenger RNA from Enterobius vermicularis (human pinworm), 525 nucleotides. Lineage: Eukaryota; Metazoa; Nematoda; Chromadorea; Rhabditida; Oxyuridae. The record is from the annotation of a GenBank genome assembly.